AUGGCGAUGAGCUUCUUCUUGCCUACCACCACCCCUUCAGCCUCCGCAUCCCUCCUCCCCAUCCACCGCCAGCGCGCCACCGGCCCCUCCCUGUCCUUCCCCCUCAAGCCCCACCGCUUCCAAGUUCAUCUCAACCCUCCGCACUCCUCCCGAAUCCCCUCCCUCUCCACCUCCUCCUUGAAGACCCCGACCGAGAGCGUUCUCUCUUCCGUCGUCUCCACCUCGAGGACCCUCCUUUUCGUGUUCGUCGCAGGCCUCCUCUCCCUCUCCGGCGUCCGCUCACCCCCCGCCCUCGCCUGCGCUCCCACGCCGACCCAGCAACUCCAAGAAAUCGAAGAGCAAGAUGAGGAGGUGCGAAUGUAUUCGGCAAUUCUGAGCCGCAAUCCUGGCGACGUGGACGCGCUCAAGUGCGCUCUGUACGCUAAGAUGAGGCUCGCGGAUUGGGGUGGGGCGCUGCGGUACGCGCGACGGCUGCGUGACGCCGAGCCCAGCGAGGUGGAGUGGCGGCUGAUGGUGGCGCAGCUGCACGAGCUCAAGGGGGACCUCGCCGAGGCUGAGCGUCAGUUCAGGGAGCUCCUGGCAGAGGAGCCCCUCCUCGUCCGGGCUCUCCAUGGACUUGCACUAUGUAUGCAGAAGAAACUUGAAGGCCCUACUGUUUUUGAAAUGCUUGAGAAUGCUUUGCAGCUUGCAACUUCAGAGAAAAGGGUCCCGGAAGAGCGCAACAUAAAGCUUUUGAUCGCACAAAUGCAUGUUGUCAUGGGUCAGUUGGAUGUUGCAUCUGAGAAACUACAAAAUCUUAUAAAUGAGGAUCCUCGAGAUUUUCGGUCUCAUCUUUGCCAGGGCAUUGUGUAUGCACUUUUAGACAGAAAAGAAGACGCAGAUAAGCAGUUUGAUAUAUACAGAAGCCUUGUGCCGGAUGAAUUCCCAGAUAAGAGUUUUAUCAGUGAUGUUAUACUAGCGGCUAGAAUGGAGUCACAUGAUCAGCUACAAAAGGAAUUUGAAUCUGAGUUUCAAACGAAGAAAUGA
This is a messenger RNA of Miscanthus lutarioriparius, 1026 nucleotides long. Lineage: Eukaryota; Viridiplantae; Streptophyta; Magnoliopsida; Poales; Poaceae. The record is from the annotation of a GenBank genome assembly.